This is a messenger RNA of Pangasianodon hypophthalmus (striped catfish), 3442 nucleotides long. RefSeq names its product tubulin tyrosine ligase-like family, member 10 (gene ttll10). Gene Ontology annotation, biological process: protein modification process. The transcript is spliced from 11 exons. The record is from RefSeq and is a predicted model, not a curated record. Bases 16 to 1707 code for a protein of 563 amino acids. NCBI's taxonomy places the organism in Eukaryota, Metazoa, Chordata, Actinopteri, Siluriformes, Pangasiidae.
GUGAUAGUGAUAGUGAUGUCAGCUGGGAGCAGGGGAGAGGUUGUUCAGAGUGGUGAGGAGCUGCAGGGUGAAGAUCAUGUCUGCAUAGACUCUCCAAAAGCCACAGAGGAGCGGCAGGGGGAGGCUGAGGACGAAGAGCAGGGCCACCUGCCAGCCAUUCCGGGAAAGACAGUGACACUGGAGCCUGAGGGCAAAGAUAAACAGCACAAGAGGACGGAGGUGGAGAAAUCUCUCGGGAGAAGGCAGGAUGCCCGGGGGACGAACAGAGAACAGGUGAUCCAGGCAGAUGGCGCUGCAGCAGACUCUAUCUGCUUGGUCGAGCGCUCGCAGAGUGUGUGUGUGAGUAGGAGGGCUCAAGUCAAGCAUCAGAGACGAGCUGUACUGGUGCACAAUCUAAAGAGGAACAGAGACAAGAGCCCAGAAGAGCCUCAGAGACCUGGACCUUUCUUCUAUUUUGGAGGAGGAAACGGGGCCUCCAUAGUUGUUACAUACUGUGAGAGCAAAGGCUGGCAGCGUAUUUUUGACAAAACCCGACUGGACUACACACUGAAAUGGUGUGAACUGAAAUCUUCAAGCACCUACUACCACUUCAGAGCAGGUGAGCAAUUGGUAUACCAGAUCCCAAACAACAGAGUCUUGACCACUAAAAUAGGUCUUCUGAACAGUCUCAGAGAGUAUGACAGGGUCAGUAGCAAGAUCAACCAUGGAAAAGGACACAGGAGACUGAAGAUGGACGAGUUUAUUCCAGACACAUUUCGCAUGGAUAUAAAAGAUGAGAAGGAAGCUUUCUUUUCCCAGCAAGAGGGAUUAUGUGCUGAUAGAAGCAACAUAUGGAUCUGCAAGCCAACCGGAUUGAACCAGGGUCGAGGCAUUUUCCUUCUGCAAACACCGGAGGAUAUUGCAGCCUUCAGAGCCAGGAUGCAGACGGUAGCAGGCAGCCAUACAAACAAGAAGAUUCCUUUCAGUAUGUCACAAGCACUGAUUGCUCAACGGUACAUCCAAAAUCCUUUGCUCCUAAAGGGCAAAAAAUUUGAUGUAAGAUCCUACUUUCUUAUCGCUUGCACCUCACCGUACAUGGUGUUCUUUCGUCAUGGUUACGUUCGGCUGACCUGUGACCUUUACGACCCCAAGUCCAACAACCUCACUGCACACCUGACCAACCAAUAUAUGCAGAAGAAGAAUCCUCUGUAUAGCAUGCUGAAGGAAGAGACAGUCUGGUCCAUGGAGCGCUUCAACAGCUACAUUAAUGAGAAGUUCAUGGUGCCAAAGGGUUUGCCGAGAGACUGGGUUUUGAGUGUUUUUACAAGGAGAAUGCAGCAGAUAAUGACUCACUGCUUUCUGGCUGUCAAAUCAAAGCUGGAGUGUAAACUGGGCUACUUCGAUCUGAUUGGCUGUGACUUUUUGAUUGAUGAGGACUUCAAGGUCUGGUUGCUAGAGAUGAACUGUAAUCCUGCUCUUCACACUAAUUGUGAAGUGCUGAAAGAGGUGGUGCCCAGUACAGUCACUGAAACUCUGGACCUGGCUAUGGAGAUUUACAAUAAAUGCCGCUGUGGUCUGAAGCUGUUACCCCUGAGCAGCCAGAAAGAUUUUGUGCUACUGCACAGUGGUGAAACUGCAGUCGUGCCGCUCACCAAACAGAGGAGCAGAACAGCAGGAGCUCUCAGGACAGCAUGCUCCAGAAGUCGAUCCAGCUCUAAGAAGCUGUAAACAUUUCAGACUGUAGCUGAAAGUCCAAAGCAUGCCCAGCUCCCUCUUCGACUAUUUCAUCCAACUCCCCAGGUGCUUUCAUUCACACCGGCCCACCUGUACUGCAGCCAAGGCAAAAUUUAGCUAAUGAACAAGCUACCUCAUUCACUUCAGCCAACCAUCUUGUGCCUUUUUUCAGGAUCCUCAUUCCUUCUGUCCUCCUCAGACACUGCUGAUGGUGAGGCCUCACAAACAGCCCAAAUGACUCAGGGUACAAAACCUGCAGAAUUUAACCAAAGUCAGCUGCAAUCUAACAAAGUCAUUCCCACACACAUAGAGUGCAGCAACCUGAAGUGACUUCUGACCUCAGCAAACCAGAACAUGUGAUGGCAAAGACUGCCAUUACAUCUCGUCUAGUCCUAUGCUGAAUGCUCCAACAUCACGGGCAAGCUCAUGACUGAAGCUGGCCAAGCAGAGCAAAUGGAUGUUCAGAAAGAGUGAAGGAGUCAGGGUGGAGAUGCAUGAUAACAUAUGAUGUGUAUAAAUGCAUGUACACUUUACUUAAGGGUACUGUUCAUUCCUGCAUAAAGCCUUCCUGACAACUGACAUAAGCCUAAAUAAAUUCGACUUUGAAAUACCAUAAGUGCACUGAGCUACAAAGUUAAUCAUCAUGAUUCUUUCAUUUUUUUUAUGUUCUCUCACUUCUGCAUGACUGCUGAUGCCUACGGGAAUAAGCCUUUUUAAAUAUGUAUUCCUGUAGUUUAUGUCAUUGUCAGGAAGGCUUGUCAUGUAGGCUUUUUUAGGAAGUUUUAUAAUAUAAACAAGAUCAUUUAAAAGGUUGUGUAUCUACAUGGAAAUAGCUUUGAGAAGGUGAAAUCAGAGACAUCUAGGCUCCUGUUUAGGGUUUGCCAGAUCUGGUUUGACAAAAAGCAGAUCAAAAGCAUUCCAGUGGACAAACACUGGUCUUAUUACUUGAGCUUGUGACUAUGACUAACACUAUGCUCACACUAGCAAGCAACAAGUUGCUCAUGCUGCUUGUAGUUUGUCUCUCGUGGGAGUGUAGUGACCACUACCAUUGUUUCUUGUGGGUGUUCACAGUCCACAUUUUAUUUUUAGCUCCGGCGGAAAAUGGUAGUAGAUAUAUUUAACUAGUUAAACACAAAUUAAAUAAUGCCCUUAACCGGGGUGAAAGUUUUUUUUUUUUUUUAAUUUACAUGUAAUGUGCUAGGUUUUGUACAAUUUUAUAAGCAGAUUAGCAAAGUGACCUAAACUUACUGGCUACGACUACCAACAAUUUCUGCCACUUCAGUCCCUGCUUUAUUUUUCCUCAUAAUGUCUCUAUUUGACAGGAUAAGAUGAAAUUUAUUUUUUUUUUGCACAUCAAACAGUAAAUGGGAACUAUUUGCAGGUAGGAAGUAAAGUUGUGUGUGGGGAACUGAAGAAAUGUUAAACCACACUCAUCAUAGGAUCAGUCUCAGGAAUCAUUCAAUCCAAUGGCUUGGCUUGCCACUGUCAGUGAAACAUGCAUGUUCAGGGAAAAAGAUUAGUCGCUUUGUCACUUGCUAGUGUGAAUGUGGGGUAAAAGGUUAAACUCUUUUAAUACAAUUCUGUUUCAGUGCUUUUGGAAUUGUAAAUGCUGAUGAAACUUAAAUGUAUUACAGGUCUAAAAGGUCAAUAAAGUAUACUCACAGUGUAAUAAAGUAAAUAUCAUAUUUCUGUAGAAGGACUAUAACCACAUGUGGCUACCAACCUAUUU